CUCCAGCACAAAGUCAGAACUGAAACUUAAUCGUGCAAGGGCAGUUGGAAAGCUGAUCUCAACAGAAGAAACACUUGUGUCUUAGCAGAACAAAGCAGCUUACCUUGAUCUCAUUGUUUGCUCUUCAAUAUGGCUGCACCAAGCACUCUGAGGAUCAUUCUGCUUGGGAAAAGUGGAGUCGGGACAAGCAGUCUGGGAAACACCAUAUUAGGAAGUGAUGAGUUCCCAGUUAGAAAAUUUCCCAAGCCUGAGUUCAUUUCCUGCGAAGCACGGAUUGGGUCUAUUCAUGGAAGAAACAUCACUGUGGUGGACACUCCAGGUUUCUUUUGCCCAGAGAGAUCUGAAGAGGAGCUGAAGAAGGAGAUCCUGAGGUGUACCACAGAGUGUGCUCCUGGGCCCCACGCUUUUCUGCUUGUGUUUAAAAUAGAGAAAUUCACGAAGCAGGAGGAAGAGGUCAUAACAAAGAUAGAGGAGUAUUUUUCUUCAGAGGUUUUCAAGUUCGGUAUCGUCAUUUUCACACAUGGCAACCAGUUAUCUGACAACACCAGGAUCGAGACGCACAUCUCCCAAAACAAACGCCUGAGCAGCCUGCUGGAGAAGUGUAGCGGACGCUGCCAUGUGGUCGACAACAAAUACUGGAGCCAGAACCAGCUGGAUGAAUACAGGAACAACCAGAAGCAGGUGGAAGGACUGAUCCAAACGAUAGAAGAGCUUGUGAGACAAGCUGGAGGAGGAUGCUACACCACAAAGAUGAUGCAAGACUGGCAGAAAAAACAAAACGCAUUAGGGAAAUUUUAUGACAUAAUCAGAUACAUGUGGAGAUACCCAAUACGAUUUUGUCUUGGUGCUGUUGUGCUUACAGUUGUGUUUUUUAUUUAUAGGAGAGGGAUUUUCACAGAUCAUUCACUUUACUAAAACAUCAGAUCAGUAAAAUGUUCCAGCUUCAUUAAAAGGUAGAAACUAACUCCAGCUGUUGCCUCUGACUGCAUAAGGAUCAGAUUAUUUCGAAUUAUAAUCAAAUUCAAAAAGAGAUUCCAAGAAAGGAUGUUUCUUGGAUUCCUUGUUAACAUAAACAGUUGAACAAGGAAACACCCAGUAAGGCAUAGGUGUGAUCCUAAUUUAUAAAAGAAUGUCUGACACAGAUCAUGCAGGUAAAGAAUGUAACAGAGGGGAUAUUUGCCACUGUAAUUUAUGUGAAGUUUUCCAAAAUUUAGCAACCCCCUCCUCUUUUUGAACUUUUUAAUAGGGCUGUGAAUGCUGACACGUUAACGCAUGCAAUUAAUAAAAUAUAAUUAAUUCAUCAAUAUUUAUUAAUCGAGCUCAGGCGUCCUACCAUCCAGCUGUGAGAUCAGCGUAAUAAAACUCAGACUAAAAUAAACGUAAGCUUUUUUUUACAUCCUGUGAGUGAGAUUUUAUUAAAUUAAAGAGAUAAUAUGGCAUUUAUUUUUUGUUUUUGGACAAAAACAAUAAUUUAUUUUAAUGAAAAAGGCAGAGAACAAAAGUCCAUGUAAAGGCUUUAAUGUAGCAGAACAGCAGUGCACUCGCAACAACAAAGAGGCAACUGAUGAUUAUUUUAUUUUGUAAUGUGGACCUACACAAAUUUUCCGUAAUAACAAGCACCUGGGUCAUCUAUAAAUUGAGGUAACUCUGCGGUUCUCCGCAAAAGAAAGAAAAAGAAAAAAGGGAGAGCAUUCCAGAGUUUAGGAUUUGCUGCUGAAAAGGCGCUGUCUACCCUGGUCACAAGCCGAGUCCUGGGAUCCAUUAAAAUAAUUUGAUUUCAGAUCUUAGGACUCGACGUGGGAGAUAAAAAUUAAAAGGUUCUGAA
Molecule: messenger RNA, 1825 nt
Organism: Oryzias melastigma (Indian medaka)
Lineage: Eukaryota; Metazoa; Chordata; Actinopteri; Beloniformes; Adrianichthyidae
Product: GTPase IMAP family member 9-like
Exons: 2
Coding region: 130-915 (261 amino acids)
Molecular function (GO): GTP binding
Source: RefSeq, a predicted model, not a curated record